AACACGUGAAAUUUUAAACUCAAGCCAAAAGACCAAAAAAAAAAUAUUUUGAAUUCCAAACGCGUGCUAUUCAGAAAAUAAAAUAUACAUAAAAAAAAAGGAAGUGUAGAAGAAGUUUAACGUUUUGUCAUCACAUUCCAAACAGUGUGCAGCAGCAACUAUACAAGAAGGCAUUGCAUAUUAUAUUCACCAGAGUAUUAACAUCAACCUAAUUCUUCUUUCUCUCUGCCCUGAGAAGAAGACUCUACCUGACCACAGACAUUCCACUGACCAGUCAGUAUCCAUUACAUCAGAUCAAAAUGAUAUUACGAAGAAAUUCGAUUAUUAGUUCAAUACACACGUUAUUAGUUCUAUGUAUAUAUUUACAAAGUAUAAAAUUUGCAGACACAAGAGCAGUUGUUUUUACGGAAGAACGAGCAUCACGAUUAAUACGAGAAAUUUACCCGGAAGAAGUAACUGUCAAACAAGCAAAAGCUAAUUAUUGUUUGGUGGGAGAUGUUGUAUAUGCAACGGGUGAAGCUGUUGGAUCAUCAGACCCUUGUGAACAAUGUGAAUGUCGAGGACCUGGUGUUGAAUGUAGUCCUAUGAAAUGUCCACCUCCGAAUCCAGGAUGUCGAGCACUUCAUCGGCCUGAUAUUUGCUGCCCAAGUUAUCAAUGUGAAUGUACUUUUGGAAAUCGAACAUAUGCAAAUGGAGAACGACUAGAAGAAACUCCAAACGGCCCAUGCAAAGUUUGUUAUUGCCGUGGUGGGGAAAUUCAAUGCAACGACGUUGGAUGUUAUACAAGAGAUGAUUGUGAACCAGUUCAAGUUCCAGGUCAAUGUUGUCCUAAAUAUGAUAACUGUCCUCCAAGAGAUCAUGUUUCAUCAUCAACAGAAUUGAUACCAAGUAGUAGCAGCAGUGAAACAUUUGAAUUAGAUGAAUCAAAUGCAGGUAAAAUACCUUCUGACGAAAUAAUAAACUCAUCUUAUGAAUCUGCACAAUCUGGCCAAAUUACAUCUUUUGAAGAUGCGUCAGCAGUACAAUCAGCUGAAAUUCAGGAAAGCUCUACGAAAAGCAUAAUAAAAGAAUUGCCAAUCGAAUCACGUCCAAAAAUUACAAUCAAAGAAGUAAUUGCUCCACCAAAACGUGAAAUUAAUGUUGCUAAUACAUACAACGAAAACAGUGAUAAUUCACCGAAAAUUAAAGACGAUGUAGAAAAAGUACGAACAGAAGCAGAAAUUAAAAACGAAUAUCCCGAAAAUGAAUCGUAUGAACAUCCGGCAUCUGUAAUUCGUGUUGGUAAUGAUGUAAUCAUUUACGAAGGUGGUCAAAUAAAACCAGGACAUGAUUUAAGUAGCACACCUGCCUCGUUUAUCAAUGUUAUUGGUGCGGAAGGUUUACAAAUUGGUGGAGUUGACGAUGUACAAAACGAACAUUUUCAUAAUUUUGGUUCAUCAACAGAAGAACCAAAAAUUUCAUCAUCCGAAUCAACCUAUAAAACUCCAACCACGGAAAAUUUAGCAUAUUUAAAAGAAACUGAUGAAAUGGCUAAGCUCAAUACAGAUGUUAUUUUCAAGGAUAGUCAAGAAAAAGUACUACCGACAUCAAUAACUUCAGUUAAAAAACAAUUGAUUGAUGGAAUUAUCGAAGAUCAAAUAACAUCAGAGGGUCCAACAAGAAUUCCAAUUUCCUUUGAAGGGUAUUCAUCAACAUCUAGUGUCGAGGAUGAUUUAUUACUUGAAUCGUCAAUGAAACAGGAACGUGAACACGUUGAUGAGGUAUCAAAUAAUAACAAUCCAAUCCAACAUGAAAAAUCGAAAGAUGAAAUUAAUGAAAAUGCUGAACGAAAUCCAGCAUAUCCACCAUUACCAGAUGAUGUAGACGUCAUAUUAAACGAACAAAAUGAAGAAGACUUGGAUUCUUACAAAACAUCUCAUAUUGAUCAUGGCGUCCCAUCAAAUAAUCCUCUGAUUAAUGCGAAAGCUGCUUUACCAUUAAGUUUGUUGAAGACCCACGCUCCUACAGACUUUGUGGAUGAAAUAACUGAUGAAGAAAUCUCUUCUUCAACAGCCGUUAAUGAAAUUUCUACGAAAUCAGAUGAUUCAAAAAUUUUAUUAACUUCUGAUAUAUUUGACAUUUUAAAUUAUAUCGGAAAUACGACGAAUAAUGAUCAAAAUGAAGAAAAUAAAACACAAUUCGACAUAAGCACACAAGAUUAUUCUGAUUUUGCCUCAACAGCCAGCAGCAAUAGUGAUAUUUCAUCCUUUGACGGGAUAAGUACAAAAAAUUCAUUACUCGAAACAAUUACCACAGAAAAUACAUUAUUAAAAUCGAAGGAAACUGUGGAAGAAGAUGAAGAUAGCGGUGAAAGAGUAACAGAAAAAACACAAUUAUCUUCGUUCAUGUCUUACGAAGAUGCAAGUAUGAUGCAUCAUAAUCCUGACUCAGCAGUAUCUAGUGAUGUUGAAUUAUUGGUAACUCAAGGUCCGAAUACAUCAAGUAACGAUGAAAACAGUGCAAGUGAACAAAAAUCAGUAGAAGUUUCAAGUAAUAAUUCAUAUGAAUUAAAAGACGUUGAAAUGCUUGAAACAAGUAACACCAGUUCUACUGAUCUUGUAACAAAGAGUUAUGAAGCAAUUCAAAAUGGUAGCGAUGAAAACACUGAUGAUGGAUCGUUAAACAAUAGUAGCCAAAUUGUAUCAUCAUCAGAAGACGGUUUAUCCGCUGAAAACGGAACACAAUCGUCCGUAGAAGUAGUACCGUAUAGAACUAGUCAAGAAAAUGAAUUGUUAAUGAAAGUUAGUGAUGCAAUAUCAAAAUUUAAAUUACAUGAAUCGACAGAUUCAUUGGAUAUUAAUGUCUUAAAUAUUUUAAAAGAUUUCCUUGAUAAACAAGCGAAAAGUUUUAAGUAAUUGCAUAUUUUGUUAAAAUUUUAAUUUAUAAACUGUUGAUUAGUCCAAUUGAUAAUAUAUUGAAUGAUUUUCAAUAACGUGAAUUACUUAUAAUGAAACUCACAUUUAUUGGAAUUGAAGAAUAAUUUUGUGGACAGUUGAGCUGUAAAAUAUACAAAAAACUUGUUUUAUAUGAACUGUUGACCUCUUGUUUGUCCCAAUUUCUCUUAGAAUAAGUUCUAAAAUUAUCUCCGUUGCAAGUAAUUUUAUCGAAAGGUUGCGUUACUUUAUUGAAUUCCGUAUGGUUUACAGCAUCUGCUAACGGUUUUUCACUUCAUUAUUAUGUAUUUAGCAUUAUCAACGAAGGCGCGUUAUCAUACGGGACAGCAUCGGGGUAUUUAUAAAGGAACGUAAGCUAAAUGAAUUUUAUCAAAAAACUACUUCUUUUAUAGGAAAGAAUAUACUAGCUAAUUUAACAAUUCCUUGAAGAAGUCUUGCACUCUGAAUUUUAAUUUUUUUG
Chrysoperla carnea is the source of this 3393-nucleotide messenger RNA. RefSeq lists its product as uncharacterized. The transcript is spliced from 6 exons. The record is from RefSeq and is a predicted model, not a curated record. Gene Ontology annotation, biological process: negative regulation of BMP signaling pathway. Gene Ontology annotation, cellular component: AMPA glutamate receptor complex. NCBI's taxonomy places the organism in Eukaryota, Metazoa, Arthropoda, Insecta, Neuroptera, Chrysopidae. Gene Ontology annotation, molecular function: protein binding. Bases 300 to 2894 code for a protein of 864 amino acids.